CGUCUCAGGCCUGCGGCGAGCCGAAGCGCCUCUUGAGUAUCGAGGGCGCUGAUUGGCCGAACGCGGGGAAGGCAGGCAGGAGGGCGCGGACGCGGUGGGCCCGGGUCUGCGUGGGAGCCGGGAGGAGGCGGCGCCAUGGCGGAGGACCUGGCCCAGUCGCUCUUCCUGCAGCACCAGUACAUGUGUUCCGAGUGCGGGCAGCUCUACGACACGCUGGAAGGAGUGCUGAUCCACCACCAGAGCCACCUGGAGCAGCCCUGGCAGGCGCAGCCCCCGCCCCCUCCCGCAGAAGAAGGAGCAGCAGCAGCAGCAGCGGAAGAAGAAGAAGCCGCGGCCCCGCCAGGGCUCUCGCAGGACAACAGCCGCUUCCAGUGCCUGGAGUGCGGCUGCACCCUCUGCUCCCCGGAUGAGCUCCUGGCCCACCAGGAAGUGCACCCCAGGGAGGUCCCCUCCCGGCCCCCUCCCACCCCGGGGCAGAUCCGCUACCAGUGCAACGAGUGCCAGGAGCUCUUCCCCUCCACCGCCCUCUGGCUGGCGCACCGCCGGACGCACCGCGAGACAGAGGCCGCGGCCUCCCCGCCCCGCCCCUCGCCCCCCUCUCCCCAUCCGCCCCCCCUCCCGCCCGCCCCGCCGGUGCACCCCUACGAAUGCUCCGAGUGCGCCGGCCUCUUCCUGACCCCCGAGGAGCUGCUGGAGCACCAGGGAGAGCACUUCACAGAGAUUGAGAAGGAGAGCGGGGAGCCCCCUGCGACGCAAGAGGCGGCCAGCCCCCGCAUGUCUCCAUCGCGGUGCCCUGAGGAAGAGCCCCCCCUGCCUGCGUCGCCCUCCGCCAAGGCGCUCUGCUGUGGAGAAUGCAAGCAAGGCUUUGCCACGGCGGAGGCCCUGGAGCGGCACCGGCAGGAGCAGCAUGUGCGGACCCAGCCAGAAGAAUUCCUCUGCGGUGAGUGCCAGCGCGGCUUCACGACGGCCAAGCGGCUGCUGGCGCACCAGCGGGCGCACAUGGACGGCACCUACGAGUGCCCGAACUGCAACAAGAUCUUCAAGAAGGCGGCCUCCCUGGAGCAGCACAUGCGGAUGCACAAGGGGGAGGCGCUCUACCUCUGCGUGGACUGCGGCCUGGGCUUCUCCACCGAGAUGACGCUGGUGACGCACCGCAAGAACCACACCGCCAACCCCCUCCACCGCUGCCACUGCGGCAAGGCCUUCAGCAACAUGACCAAGUUCCUGUACCACCGGCGCACGCACGCGGGCAAGAGCGGGGUGCCCCCCGCCCGAGGGAACGUGAAGCCGGGGCCUGGCAGGCAGCCCCUGGAGCCAGUCCUGAGCGAUGCAGGACCGGUGGUCAACGGCGGUGGAGAGGCCUCUGCCAGCCUUCAGCCCCCCUCCUCCUCCACUGCCUCUCCGAAGAAGGGCCCGGAAGCAGAGGCCAGUGGGGUGGGCUUCCUGUGUCCACAGUGCGGCAAGGGCUUCUCCACCUACCUCCGGAUGGUACGGCACAAGCGGGUGGUGCAUGUCCUGGAGCGCAAGCACAAGUGCCCCAUGUGCAGCAAGAAGUUCAAGAAGCUGGUGCACGUGAGGAACCACCUGCGCACCCACACCGGGGAGCGGCCCUUCCAGUGCUCCGAGUGCGGCAAGACCUUUGUCUCGCAGGCCAACCUGGCGCGGCACCACAUCACCCACACCGGGGAGCGCCCCUACCAGUGCCAGGUGUGCGGCAAGCGCUUCACCCAGUCCUCCAACCUCCGCCAGCACCGCCUCCUGCACCUGGUGCCCGGUCGCCAGGGGCCCCACUCCUGCCAGGACUGUGGGGCCACCUUCGCCCGCCCCUACCAGCUGGCCCUGCACCAGGCAGCCCACAUGGGCAGCCUGCCCUUCCCCUGCCCCGAGUGUGAGAAGUCCUUUCCCCGGCGCUGCCUCUUGGAGCUGCACCGACUCAGCCACACUGGGCGUGAGCCCCACCGCUGUCCGGACUGCAACGCCCUCUUUGCGGAGGCCGCCAAGCUGCAGGAGCACCGCUGUGCCCGCCGCCGGGAGCUGGGCCCCUCCCGGAGAUACCCCUGCCUCUCCUGCGGCAAGUACCUGGGCUCCCCUGCCAAGCUGGCCGCUCACCAGCUGGCGCACUCGGGCCAGCGCCCAUUCCCAUGCCCGCUCUGCGGCAAGACCUUCACCACCCCGAGCGGGCUGAGCCGGCACCAGCAGCGCCAUGCUGGCCUGCGGCCCCACAAGUGCCCUGUCUGCGGGAAGGGCUUCAUGGCAGCCUCGGGGCUGCAGCUGCACCAACGCAUCCACACGGGCGAGCGCCCCUUCCCCUGCCCCGAGUGUGGGAAGGCCUUCCGGCAGGCCACCCACCUGCAGGAACACCGGAGGCUGCACACGGGCGAACGCCCCUUCCGUUGCUGGGACUGCGGCAAGGCCUUCGUGCAGUCCAUGCACCUGGCCGAACACCGGCGCGUCCACACGGACGAGCGACCACACCCCUGUGCCCUCUGCUCCCAGACCUUCAAGACCCUCUCCCACCUGCGCAGCCACCGCAAAACCCACGCGGAAACGGAGCCCCAUCAGGAAGCGCUGGUGCUGGCCACGCCGGACCCUUCGGCAGGAGCGGCAAAUGGAGGGGCGCCUGUCCAACCUGUCCAGACCAUCAUGUGCACCGAGUUUGGAGAGACCAUCGCCAUCAUCGAGAGCGCUGAGCCGCUGCCCUUGGUGGAGACCAUCGAGAUCUACCAGGCCACGCUGGAAGGGAGCCUCCAGGUUCACGCCUUCGUCUAGGAGCAGAACCAAGAGGCUCCGGGCAGAGUGCGCCUAGAGGCUGGUGUUGGAGAGCCUUCGGCCCACGCGCCUCUUCUUCUACGCCAGGCCUUAGCGCCGUGGGUGUUCAUUCAAGUGUGUGCGCUAUGGACUCACCUGGGCCACAACCACACACCUAUUUCUGGUAUUUAUUUUUGUUUUUCUAAGAAAGGUUCUAAUACAUCUUUUUCCAGUUUUGUUUCUGCCAGAGAGAGUUGUGGGAGGCAGAGUGGAGGCUUAGGUCCGGCCUGUUUCCCAUUAAAUUAUUCCUCUUUGCUUAGAA
This is a messenger RNA of Anolis carolinensis (green anole), 3070 nucleotides long. Its product is annotated as zinc finger protein 574-like. The transcript has 2 exons. The record is from RefSeq and is a predicted model, not a curated record. Lineage: Eukaryota; Metazoa; Chordata; Lepidosauria; Squamata; Anolidae. The coding region runs from base 136 to 2769 and encodes 877 amino acids.